UGGUCGGACACACGAACGCACACGGACCCACUCAAGGCCCGAACCCCUCUGCUGCGCUGCGUCCUCCUCUUCCUCCCUCCCCAUGGCGCCCAGGGUUUUAAUGGUGGCGGAGAAGCCCAGCAUCGCGCUCUCCAUCGCCUCCGCCCUCUCCGGCGGCCGCAUGUCUACACGCAAGGGAAGUACCGACGUCCACGAGUUUGAUGGGAUGUUUCAGGGAUCUCAUGCAUCUUUCAGAGUGACGUCAGUCAUUGGACAUGUCUUCAGUGUUGAUUUUCCACCUGCAUAUCAGAACUGGGAAGGGACUGAUCCCAUGGACCUUUUUAAUGCUCCAGUUCUGAGAUCUGAGUGCAACCCAAAGGUUCAUAUCCAAAGGCAUCUAGCCCAGGAAGCUCGAGGCUGCACCUAUUUGAUACUUUGGCUUGACUGUGAUCGAGAAGGAGAAAACAUAUGUUUUGAAGUAAUUAGUUGCACCGGGAUUCCUGAAAAUGAGGUUGGCAGAAGAAUAUUUCGAGCUAAAUUUUCAUCUGUUACUGAGAAAGACAUAUCAAAUGCUAUGGAUAAUCUUGUCUUGCCAAACAAAGACGAGGCACUGUCAGUGGAGGCUCGACAAGAAAUAGACUUGAAAGUAGGAGUAGCGUUUACUCGAUUUCAGACCAGAUAUUUUCAAGGAAAAUACGGCAAUCUCGACUCAAGAGUUAUUUCGUAUGGUCCCUGUCAAACACCUACACUUGGAUUCUGUGUACAGCGCUAUCAGCAAAUUAACACAUUCAAACCAGAGAAAUUCUGGUCUUUGAGAACUUGCAUUAUCAAAGACGGUGAUGAAAUACAGCUAGAAUGGGACAGGAAGAAACUUUUUGAUUUUGAUGUCACUGUAAUGUUCCAAAAGAUGGUAGCCAGUGAUGGAGCUCUAAAAAUAACAGAUAUAUCAGUGAAGGAAGAGUGCAAAGCCCGCCCAUCUGGUCUUAAUACAGUGAAUUUGCUAAAGGUUGCAUCAAGUGCGUUAGGCAUUGGACCCCAGACAGCCAUGCACUUGGCCGAACGACUUUACAUUCAAGGAUACAUCAGUUAUCCUCGUACAGAGAGCACUGCCUAUCCUGCGUCAUUUGAUUUUAAAAGUGUACUGUCUGCACUAGCACAUAAUCCUUUGUGGUCCAAUAACGUCCGGGCAUUGGAUGCUGGUUUUGUUAAGCCUCGUCAAGGUCAUGAUGUUGGGGAUCAUCCCCCAAUUACUCCAAUGAGAUUAGCACCAGAAGAAGCUUUGAAAACUGAUGCAUGGAGGCUGUACCAGUACAUAUGCCAGCAUUUUAUUGGCACUGUCAGUCCUGAUUGUAAAUAUACAAGGACUGCAGUUGAGUUCACUUCAGGUGGAGAGAUUUUCCGUUGUGUUGGUCACCGAGUCACGUCCAAAGGUUUUACAUCUAUUAUGCCAUGGCUUGCUGUGGGUGAGAAUAUUCUUCCAACGUUCAAAAAAGGAGACACAAUUAGCAUUCAUAAGGUUGACAUACAUGAGGGAAGCACCACAGCUCCUGAUUAUCUUAGCGAGAGUGAGUUGAUUUCUCUCAUGGAGAAGAAUGGCAUAGGCACAGACGCAUCAAUUCCUGUGCAUAUAAACAACAUUUCCGAGCGUAAUUAUGUCCAGGUAAAUUCUGGAAGAAGAUUAGUACCUACAGCCCUGGGAACUACCCUGAUAAGAGGAUAUCAGUGUAUUGAUGCUGAUCUCUGCUUGCCAGAUAUCCGAAGCUUUAUUGAGCAACAGAUUACUCUAAUUGCAAAAGGCAAAGCGGACGAUCUUCAAGUUGUUCAGCAUGUUCUUCAACAGUUUAUGAGAAAGUACUCUUAUUUUGUGAAGAAGAUUGAAAACAUGGAUGCUUUGUUUGAAGCACAAUUUUCACCUCUGGCAGACUCUGGGCGUCUAUUGAGCAAGUGCGGAAAAUGUGGUCGGUAUAUGAAAUAUAUUUCCACUCAGCCAAUGAGGAUGUAUUGUGUAACUUGUGAGGAGGUCUAUUAUCUUCCCCAGAAUGGUUCCAUUAAGCUUUACAAGGAAAUUAUUUGCCCUCUUGAUGGUUUUGAGUUGCUUCUGUUCUCGAUGGUGGGCCCUGAUGCAAAAUCUUUUCCACUAUGCCCCUGUUGCUAUAAUAGUCCUCCAUUCGAAGGCAUCGACAAACUUUUCGGGGCACUCAAGCUUGAUGAUACUGGCAAGGUUGGGAAAGGGGCUGGCAUGCCGUGCUUCCUUUGCCCGCACCCGACAUGCAAACAAUCAAUGAUCACUCAAGGAGUCUGUGCUUGUCCAGAGUGUAGCGGUACACUAAUUCUUGAUCCAGUCAGUGCACCGAAAUGGCGGCUUCUCUGCAACACGUGUAACUGCGUCGUGUUGCUCCCACAUGCCGCUCACAGAAUCACCACCACAGAUAAGAAGUGCCCGACGUGUGAGUCAACUAUCAUCGAAGUUGACUUCAACAAGAAAGCUACCCCUCUUGAAGAUGGAGCUACUUUGCAUGAGGGUUGCAUCUUGUGUGAUGAGCUGUUACAUUCGCUCGUUGAGAUGAAGCAUGGGAAGUCAUUCUUCAUGCGGAGAGGCAGAGGCAGAGGUAGGGGUAGAGGCCGAGGGAGAGGCAGACGGGGCAGGGGAAGACAUGAUGACCCUAAGAUGAGCUUCAGAGAUUUCUGAAUUCCUUUUUUAACUUUGACCUGUAAUCCUACUCUGUAAGUACAUUUACUCCUAGAUUGGAACAUUUCGGUUUCAUAUUCAUACAGUGUUAUCAUGUUGCUUCUAGCAAAGAUUGUAUGUAUAGUUCAUUUUGUAGAAGAAAUGCAGGGAUCAGUUAUGCUUUUCUGAUCACUUGUUCAGAAAAUGUAUGCGCUUCAGAAUGUAGAAACCGAAAUGCAAAUGUCAUGCUUAUGCAGGAAUGUUCUCAACUAAA
Molecule: messenger RNA, 2921 nt
Organism: Lolium perenne
Lineage: Eukaryota; Viridiplantae; Streptophyta; Magnoliopsida; Poales; Poaceae
Product: DNA topoisomerase 3-beta
Biological process (GO): DNA topological change; DNA recombination; DNA repair
Cellular component (GO): nucleus
Molecular function (GO): DNA binding; DNA topoisomerase type I (single strand cut, ATP-independent) activity
Source: RefSeq, a predicted model, not a curated record